AUGAACGCAACAAAGUUGUUGUCGAUCUUGGAGGACCCGGUUCAGUUUGCCGAAAGGGCCCCGCUGAUUCAGCAGGACUUACUCCAGUUGGUCAAAGACCAGCAGUUGCAGAUCCACAACUUGUCUGUCGAGCACCAAACAGCAUGUGAGGCCAACAAGGCGUUUAAAGUGGCACUUUCUGAGAUCGGUACCGUGGUGAUUUCCGUAGCCAUGGGUGAUUUGUCGAAGAAAGUGGAGAUACACCCGGUGGAACUGGACCCAGAGAUUCUAAAGGUGAAAAUCACCAUCAAUACAAUGAUGGACCAGCUUCAGGCGUUCGCUAAUGAAGUGACCAAAGUUGCUACGGAGGUGGCCAACGGUGAACUAGGCGGCCAGGCCAAGAACGAGGGCCUGGUAGGAAUCUGGCGCUCAUUGACGGAUAACGUCAACAUCAUGGCGUUGAACUUGACCAACCAAGUGCGUGAGAUCGCAGAUGUGACUCGUGCUGUCGCUCAAGGUGACUUGAGUAGGAAAAUUAACGUUCACGCUCAAGGUGAGAUCUUGCAGUUGCAAAUGACUAUAAAUACAAUGGUGGAUCAACUUAGAAAAUUCGCGUUUGAAGUAUCCAAGGUGGCUCGAGAUGUUGGUGUUUUGGGUAUUUUAGGUGGCCAGGCUUUCAUCGAGAAUGUCGAAGGUAUCUGGAAAGAAUUGACUGAUAACGUAAAUGCCAUGGCUUUGAAUUUGACCACGCAGGUGAGAAAUAUCGCUAACGUCACUACUGCUGUCGCCAAAGGUGACCUAUCCAAGAAGGUUACUGCUGAUUGUAAAGGCGAGAUUUUGGAUUUGAAGUUGACCAUCAACCAGAUGGUGGAUCGAUUGCAAAACUUUGCUUUGGAAGUUACUACGUUGUCUCGUGAGGUCGGUACUUUAGGUAUUCUAGGUGGCCAGGCCAACGUUAAGGAUGUCGAAGGUGCCUGGAAGGCUGUUACGGAAAAUGUCAACCUAAUGGCUACAAACUUGACGAAUCAAGUGAGAUCUAUUGCAACUGUCACAACUGCUGUCGCCCAUGGUGACUUGUCUCAAAAGAUUGAUGUACAUGCACAGGGUGAGAUUUUGCAAUUGAAGAAUACUAUCAAUAAAAUGGUGGACUCUUUGCAGCUUUUUGCCUCCGAAGUGUCUAAGGUUGCUCGUGAUGUCGGUAUAAACGGUAAGUUGGGUAUCCAAGCCCAAGUCAGUGACGUCGACGGUUUAUGGAAAGAAAUUACCUCCAACGUAAACACGAUGGCCUCGAACUUGACUUCACAGGUGAGAGCUUUUGCUCAAAUUACUGCUGCUGCUACGGAUGGUGACUUCACAAGAUUUAUUACUGUUGAGGCUUCGGGUGAAAUGGACGCCUUGAAGACAAAGAUUAAUCAGAUGGUGUUCAAUUUAAGAGAGUCGAUUCAGAGAAACACCGCUGCCAGAGAAGCCGCUGAGUUGGCCAACAGCGCCAAGUCUGAGUUUUUGGCAAACAUGUCUCACGAGAUUAGAACCCCCUUGAACGGUAUUAUUGGAAUGACUCAACUUUCUUUGGACACAGAACUCACGCAAUACCAGCGAGAGAUGUUGAGCAUUGUUCACAACUUAGCCAACUCGUUGCUUACAAUCAUUGAUGAUAUUUUGGAUAUCUCGAAGAUCGAAGCGAACAGAAUGACUGUUGAGCAAAUUGAUUUUUCCUUGAGGGGUAACGUCUUUGGCGCUUUGAAGACUCUCGCUGUAAAGGCAAUCGAAAAGAACUUAGAUCUUACCUACAGAUGCGACUCAUCUUUCCCGGACAAUUUAAUUGGUGAUUCUUUCAGACUUCGGCAGGUCAUCCUCAAUCUUGCUGGUAAUGCUAUCAAGUUUACAAAGAAGGGUAAGGUGAGUGUCAGCGUGAAGAAAGCGGAGAGGGUACCAGAGGAACCAAAUAAGCUCUUAUUAGAGUUCUGUGUGAGUGACACUGGAAUAGGUAUCGAAAAAGAUAAGUUGGGAUUGAUUUUUGACACGUUCUGUCAAGCGGAUGGUUCGACAACUAGAAAGUUCGGUGGAACUGGUUUAGGGUUGUCCAUCUCGAAACAGUUGAUUCAAUUGAUGGGCGGUGAGAUUUGCGUGACCUCUGAUUAUGGACAUGGCUCUAAUUUCUCUUUUACGGUGAGCGUGUCACCUUCCAAGAUCAAAUACACCAUGGAUUCAGAACAGCUUUUACCCUUCAGGGGCCACUACGUAUUGUUUGUGUCUUCGGAACAUACGGAGAGUGAGCUUGAAGAAUUGAGAAAUGGCAUAACCGAAUUAGGAUUGAACCCUGUGAUCGUCCGUGAUAUCAAUGAGGUCAAUUUUGAGGAACCUAUUCAAUACGACAUCAUCAUGAUUGACUCUAUCGAGAUAGCCAAGAGUUUGAGACUACGAUCAGAAGUGAAGUACAUUCCGUUGGUGUUGUUGCACCACUCAAUUCCGGAGUUGAACAUGAGAGUUUGCAUUGAUUUGGGUAUUUCAUCUUACGGAAACACUCCAUGUACGAUCUCUGAUCUUGCCAGCGCCAUAAUUCCCGCAUUAGAAUCGAGAUCGAUUGCACAGAAUACUGAUGACUCUGUCUCCUACAAAAUUCUUCUUGCAGAGGACAACUUAGUGAACCAAAAAUUAGCUGUAAAAAUUUUGGAAAAACAGGGACAUCAAGUCGAAGUGGUUGAGAAUGGUCUUGAAGCUUACGAGGCUGUCAAGAAGAAGAACUACGAUGUUGUUCUUAUGGACGUUCAGAUGCCAGUAAUGGGAGGAUUCGAAGCUACGGAGAAAAUCAGGCAGUGGGAAAAGAAGUCCAAUCCUAUUGACUCCUUGAGCUUCCGUACGCCUAUUAUUGCACUUACAGCCCACGCCAUGUUGGGUGAUAGGGAAAAGUCUCUUGCUAAGGGUAUGGACGAUUACGUGUCGAAGCCCUUGAAACCCAAGUUGUUGAUGCAGACAAUUGGAAAAUGUAUUCACAAUAUUAAGCAACUCAAGGAGCUCUCUAAGCAAAACAACAACAAUCGUACCUCAAACUUUGCUAAGAACUUGAAAAGCAGCAUCAAGAAUUCCGAGCACGAGGCAAAGAUUAACAAUCUUGGCCUGUCACCUACAAAGGCCAAUGGAAAUGAUCAGCACGAGCGCGCCCAAAUGCGAGCAAUAUCGAGAAAGUCCGAUGGAAGCCUAGAUAUUCCUCGACCUGGCGCUUUGUCAAAUGAAAGUCGAAGCAUGACAGAACAUUUGGUGCACACGAGAAAGAGCACCUGA
This is a messenger RNA of Candidozyma auris, 3261 nucleotides long. It is a transcript of the gene NIK1, whose product is annotated as Nik1p. Gene Ontology annotation, biological process: cellular hyperosmotic response; phosphorylation; phosphorelay signal transduction system. Gene Ontology annotation, cellular component: membrane. Bases 1 to 3261 code for a protein of 1086 amino acids. Gene Ontology annotation, molecular function: phosphorelay sensor kinase activity. The record is from RefSeq and is a predicted model, not a curated record. The transcript has a single exon. Lineage: Eukaryota; Fungi; Ascomycota; Pichiomycetes; Serinales; Metschnikowiaceae.